GAUAGACUUUGUAUUGGCUGCAGAGCUGCUGGCCUCUCUUUCUUCAUUUCUUUCUUCAUUUCUUUCUUCAUUUCUUUCUCAAAGAGAACAAGCAGGAAUAUAAAGCAGCCUUCUAGACUGCUUGUUGGAGGGAACUGAGGAAACCUUUCUCCCUGAGAGUCACACCGAGUACCUGCACUGUAGAAUAAAAAUGUGUGACAUACUGGAAGAGGGCUCUUUCAUGUUCACAUCGGAGUCAGUAGGAGAGGGACAUCCAGACAAGAUUUGUGACCAGAUCAGUGAUGCUGUCCUGGACGCUCACCUGAAGCAGGACCCAGAUGCCAAAGUGGCCUGUGAGACCGUGUGUAAGACUGGCAUGGUGUUGCUCUGCGGAGAGAUCACCUCUCGGGCCAACGUGGACUACCAGAAGGUGGUGAGGGACACCAUCAAACACAUCGGCUACGACAACUCUGACAAAGGUUUUGACUAUAAGACGUGUAACGUGCUGGUGGCUCUGGAGCAGCAGAGUCCGGACAUUGCUCAGGGAGUCCACAUUGACAGAGAGGAGGAGGACAUUGGAGCCGGAGACCAGGGUCUGAUGUUCGGCUACGCCACAGAUGAGACCGAGGAGUGCAUGCCUCUCACCAUCAUCUUAGCCCACAGACUCAACUCAAAGAUGGCUGAACUCAGACGCAGUGGAGACAUCCCCUGGCUGCGUCCGGACUCUAAAACACAGGUGACGGUGCAUUAUGAACAGAAGGACGGAGCCGUGAUCCCCAAGAGAGUUCACACCAUCGUGAUCUCUGUCCAGCAUGAUGAGGACGUCACUCUGGAGGAGCAGAAGAGAGUCCUCAAGGAGAAGGUGAUCAAAGCUGUGGUUCCUGCUAAAUACUUGGAUGACAAGACCAUCUACCACCUCCAGCCCAGUGGUCGCUUCGUCAUUGGGGGACCUCAGGGUGAUGCUGGUGUGACAGGCAGGAAGAUCAUUGUCGACACGUACGGCGGGUGGGGCGCUCACGGGGGCGGAGCUUUCUCUGGCAAAGACUACUCCAAGGUGGACCGCUCCGCUGCCUACGCUGCUCGCUGGGUGGCCACGUCUUUAGUCAAAGCCAAGCUGUGCAGGAGAGUUCUGGUUCAGGUGUCUUAUGCUAUCGGAGUGGCCCAUCCUCUGUCCAUCUCCUUGUUUACCUAUGGGUCAUCCCAGAAAACAGAGUCAGAGCUCCUCCAGAUUGUAAAAAAUAACUUUGAUCUGCGGCCAGGCGUCAUCGGCAGGGAGCUGAACCUGAAGAGGCCGAUCUACCAGCAGACAGCCACUUACGGCCACUUUGGCCGACCAGAGUUUCCUUGGGAGGUGCCCAAAAAGCUUGUCUACUAAAUACUCACCUGGAGGCUGAACGAGAUGCUUCUUUGUGGACUACAACUGCCAGCUCCGUCAACUGAUGAGACAUUUUUUGUAUUCGGAAGAAGUAAAGCCAAAGCUUUAGGCAUGAGUCAGCUUUAAAAAAGGGAGAAAAUAAUGAUGUGUGGUUGUAGCCUACGGACAUACAGCUUAAUGGGACACUCUCCCGACGAUCCACCCUCUUCCUCCUUAAGCAUCCAAUUAUUGGUGCUUAAUAAAUGUAUAUGUACAAUCAUUAAUCAGAGAACUUCCCAUCAAACAUAAGGGAACACCACAGCGAAUACAAUUCACUUAAGACAAAUACUUCUACCCCACUAGAAGCAGUGUUUUACCUCAAAGCUGUGAUUAUAUCCGUAUGUUACGUGACAAGUAUCAUGUACAGAAACAACCUCAGCGCUUAAUUUACUAUUGACAACAGCAAGUACUUCAUCAGUGACUAUCUUAUCAAUGUCAAUGUAAUUGUUGCUCAACCAAAGGCUUAGCUUUAGAAUAAAUAAGAGAUCUUUUUGUCAUGACCACCAGUGUUGGGCAAGUUACUCAGGAAAUGUAAUAAGUUACUUUUGACCUCUGACCCCUUUAAAAUGCAACAACAUUAUUUUAGUUUAUGACAUCCCUGCAGCAUGUUUACCGCCAUUAAGUCGCCAGAAAAGGACACCAGACUACGACAGUGUAACGAUACUAAAACUCGAUAUUGUGCUUUUUUAAGAAGCAGAUGUCAGAUUACCAGCACUAUGAGAGCAGUGAUAUAAAUGGCAGAGUAUUUAAUAAUAUUCACCCUCACCAAGCUGUUUUGAACAUUGCUGCACAAACAUAAACCAAAAUAGAAAGUGUGCACUGAAAUGCCUGCAAUUCCUAGCAUUUAAUGACGUUAUUUCAACCGAGUUUUAACCGAGGGUGCAAAAUUUUAAUCUGAGGUUGCCAUGCAUGCUCGUGGACCCUGUGAGGACCCGGUCUGUAUGUUCCUCUGCCUCAUAUUCACCUGAUCACGCAGUAACAAAGCGUUACGUGGAUUACUAACUUCAGUAUAAUUAUUGUUUUGCAAGUUGUAAUCCCCUUCAGACAAAGUAUUAUUACAGUAUUGCCCAACACUGAUCAUGACUCCAAAUUACUUUCUGUGAUUAGUGCGACAGGAAGCAGUUUGCUCUGUUUCCAUCACGUCGUACAACAAGACAGGUCAUUAAAAUGUGGGGAGAGCGAUGAUCUCUGUAGCACAUGCAAUCAAUCAAAUGUAAAGGAGACAUGCAGGCUUGUGUCUGGUCUUAUUUUCUGUCAUCCUUGAAGUACUUUGUUCUAAUAUCAAGCUGCUUUUAUGGUCGCACAGCUCAACCGGUGGCAGAUUAGUAUCUUUGUCUUUAACCUGUGAGUCAGCAGUUAUUGGUCAUUUCAACAAAUAACUUGAAGUCUCGUUGUUCUCUGCAACAGAUCACCCAACUGUUGAGACCAACUCAUUCAGAGCGCCACUGAUGUCUUAAAAUUACUGCAUUUUGUCAAUAUCUGACAGAAUACCUUGGUGUAGAUGUAGAUCUCCUUCUAUAUAUUUGAGAUAUUUAGCUAAAUUUGUAUUUCAUGUGAAAUGCUACGUUUGCUUUGCAGCUCUGGAUUGCAGAUCUAAAAUCUUGGAUUUAGAGGAAAAAAGUUCAUUCAAACUUUCUUAUUAACGGGGCAUUGAGAACAUUUAAUUUUAAGUAAGCUUUCACCAUUGCUUAAUCACAUAAUAUCAAAUCAAAUUUGUACCUUCUGAUGGCAUUUAGGAGUGUGAACAGUUCUCACCUUCAGACUUCAUGUGUGUCGGGUUUGAGGACUUUGUGGUUUGUGGAAGAGAGGUGUUACUCUAUUAACUGUGUUGCUCUUCUGUUCAGAGAAACAGAAUAAUGUAAAUAAUUCAACAAUAAAGAAAAUUAAAGAUGUUAA
This is a messenger RNA of Pseudoliparis swirei, 3289 nucleotides long. It is a transcript of the gene mat1a, whose product is annotated as methionine adenosyltransferase I, alpha. The record is from RefSeq and is a predicted model, not a curated record. Gene Ontology annotation, cellular component: cytosol. Gene Ontology annotation, molecular function: methionine adenosyltransferase activity; ATP binding. Gene Ontology annotation, biological process: S-adenosylmethionine biosynthetic process. The coding region runs from base 191 to 1354 and encodes 387 amino acids. The transcript has 10 exons. NCBI's taxonomy places the organism in Eukaryota, Metazoa, Chordata, Actinopteri, Perciformes, Liparidae.